AUGGAGAGUCUUCCACGUGAGAUCAUGCUCAACAUACUUUCUAGACUACCCACACCAUCUUUACUCAAUGCUAAGCUUGUAAACCGGUCAUGGCAGAACUUAGCUGAAGACCCAAUUCUUAUUGAUCUCCAUUUCACCCAUAUGGCUGCAAAUAAUACUAAUCCAUGUCUUAUCUUACAUGGUGACCAUCCUAUUCAAAACCAGCUCUAUGCUUUGUACUUUUAUCCUAACAACAGCAAUGUUGGGUUGGUGAAAAGAAUUUCUCUACCUCCAAUACCUGAUUUUGACAUCGCAGCCUCUUGCAAUGGUUGGUUAUGCUUAUCUAAUUCUUCACGGGAUACAUUCCAUUUGUACAAUCCUUUCACCAGUGACUUCUUGGAGUUGCCUAAUAAGUCCACUCAUCAGAAUGAAGAUGUCUGCACAGUGCUUGGAUUUGGGAUCCAGGCAGAGACAAAGGAGUAUAAAGUUCUGAAGAUCUCCCAUGGCACAAAGAAUGUUAGAGGCUGCCGUAGGAUUUGUGGAUACCCACAAUCAAAAGCUGAAAUUUUGACUGUGGGCAGCCCAAUUUGGAGGAGCUUAGGACAGAUAUCUUAUAAUCUCGUUCAGUCUCCAUCACAGAUUAUGGUUAAUGGGAAACUUCAUUGGGUUAAUUCGCCAUUCAUCCAUCCCCGACGUAAUAACAGACUCAUCUCUUUUGACUUGGCAGAUGAGAAAUUUCGAAUGGUUCCAAAUCCAGAUUCUGCUGGCUUUGAAAGGCAUGGUUCCCACAGACUCAAGUUGGUAACUAUAGGAGGAUGCCUUUCUGUAGUUCUGAAUAUCAAUUAUGGGUCAUUUGAGAUUUGGGUAAUGAAGGAAUAUGGAGUGAGGCAAUCUUGGACCAAAGAAUUCAAUAUUAGUAGUGACUUGCCUAGAGAACUGGAAGAAGAAGUAGUUGAUCCUGCCUUUAAAAUUUCAAGAAUGUAUAGAAGGUCAUUUACUAGAGUUAUAUGUAGUGUGAAAAAUGGUGAAAUAUUGCUGCAAUACAAAUGUAGAGCUUUGCUUUCUUAUGAUCCAAGGCAGGGGACAUUUAAGGAUAUUAAAAUUCCAGGAAUGCCAAAUAUGUUUGAAGCAGUUGCUCAUGAUGGUAAUCUCAAUGGGAUUGACAGCCUGCAUAUUGGUAUGUAA
Hevea brasiliensis (rubber tree) is the source of this 1164-nucleotide messenger RNA. RefSeq names its product F-box protein At3g07870. Gene Ontology annotation, molecular function: protein binding. The record is from RefSeq and is a predicted model, not a curated record. The transcript has a single exon. Bases 1 to 1164 code for a protein of 387 amino acids. NCBI's taxonomy places the organism in Eukaryota, Viridiplantae, Streptophyta, Magnoliopsida, Malpighiales, Euphorbiaceae.